Dufourea novaeangliae is the source of this 1634-nucleotide messenger RNA. RefSeq names its product RING finger protein 37. Gene Ontology annotation, biological process: protein polyubiquitination. Gene Ontology annotation, molecular function: ubiquitin protein ligase binding; ubiquitin-ubiquitin ligase activity. The transcript has 2 exons. The coding region runs from base 125 to 1630 and encodes 501 amino acids. NCBI's taxonomy places the organism in Eukaryota, Metazoa, Arthropoda, Insecta, Hymenoptera, Halictidae. Gene Ontology annotation, cellular component: nucleus. The record is from RefSeq and is a predicted model, not a curated record.
CUUUACGUCGUAAAGAUGGUAAAGAUGUCUGCAAUUGGCUAGUGGUCGAGAAUUUUUUAAAUUGUGGACUUCUCCCCCUCUUUCCCAAGAAUGUUGUCGUCGAUUGUGUCUUUAUGACAGAGAAAUGUUGAUUAAUUUCUGUGAUCCUCGUUUGAGGCCAGAAAUUGAGUGUAGCACCAUCAGCACAGAAGGGUACGAAGUGUCUAACUUAAUAACCAACUCUGACAAAGGUUUCUUAGCGUACGCUUGCAUUAAACCCCCUGUGAACAUCGAUAUCACCUUUCUUUGCAAUGUAUCUAUCAGUCAUAUUUUGAUAUGGCCCCAUGUUGGCUCCCAAAGAUCAUCAGGCUUUCAAUUGUACGCUAAAACGAGCAAUGAUGCCAGUAUGCCUUAUACCAUGUUGGCCAGUGGAUUUUUGGAUCGUUCGAAUUCUGGAUUGCUACUUUGCGAGUCGAAUGUUAAUCACGAAACACUCUCGGUUCCUGAAAAUUUUCUGAAACGGCAUAUAAAACCGUCCGUAAGAUAUUUAGCGACGUAUAUAAAUAAUCUACGGAUAUGCAUAUGCAAAACAGAUAACUCAGUACCUGCAUUAGGAAAAAUUGAAGUAUGGGGAAGUGUUUCAUCGCGUUGUGGGAAGGACAUUAUUGCUAGUAUAUCUACAUUGUGGUGUAAACAUGAAUUCCAUGAGUUUAAGUCUGUAAAAAGAGAACAAUCUGAGGAACAGUCUUCUUCAUCUAACUCUAUAGAUAAAUCUCAACGUUUGGUUCUUCCUAUUACUGUUGUAAAUAGCAGCUUUGGAGAAGCAUUAGACUCAUCCUUACAAGUACCAGAGCCUUUCUUAGAUGCCAUUACUUGGGAAAUCAUGACACAGCCUAUCUUAUUGCCCAGUGGAAAGAUUAUUGAUCAGAGUACUUUACAAAAGCAUGAAGAAACUGAGGCAUUGUGGGGAAGAAGGCUGACGGAUCCUUUCACUGGUUUAUCAUUUAGUGAAGAUCGCAAACCUGUUGUAGCAACUGCAUUGAAAAUGAGAAUAGAUAAAUUUCUACUUGAAAAUAGUAAUGCAGAAGAGGUCAAGAGAUUGCCAAGGGUUUUAGGUCGUACAUUAUCUUUAGGCAUAACAGAAAAAACAACUACAGAUAUUCCCAAGUAUUUGUUACAUCAGACUGUGUUCAAUAAAUCCUCAAAUGAUCGUAAGCCAAAGUUGCACUGUUCUGUAACAACCACACAAGGGAACAAGAAGUCCUGUCAUCAAUUGCCAGUUGUUGUGAUACCCCAUAAAAGAACUGCUUCCACUUUGGCAAAACCAACAAAGAAAAGAAAGAUUUUCGAUUCGGUUGAGUCAUCGAGCAAAGAUGUGAAAGGUGAAGUAAACAGUAAUUGUACUGAUAUUGAUACAAGUGUUGAUAUUAGUACAAUUAUACCGCAUCUAAAGCGGUUUGAUAGUAUUCCAGAAGUGAAUAAUAGUGCAAGUUCUAGGUUGAAUUGUACUUGCUGUCCAAAUGGAAUUUUUUAUGAACUUCCAUGCAAACAUAUUACUUGUAGAAAAUUAUUAACAACUAUCAAAAACAGUAAGUGUACAUUAUGUGGUACAAUGUAUAAAAACAAUGAAAUAAAACGUAUUCACGAAUAAGUAA